Molecule: messenger RNA, 650 nt
Organism: Rubroshorea leprosula
Lineage: Eukaryota; Viridiplantae; Streptophyta; Magnoliopsida; Malvales; Dipterocarpaceae
Source: the annotation of a GenBank genome assembly
GAAACCACCUUCGAUUUUCCUCGCAAAAUCAAUUCAUCUUCUUCCCCUUGAUUUUCCUCACUUCUUUCUCUUCCAAAUUUGGUCCAUGGUUUUAUCCUCUAUUUGAUUUCAAAAGUAUAGCUGGAAUUUUUUCAAUUUUCUAAGCUGGUUUUUGUUUGAUUAUUUGGUGAUUGAGGUGGUUGAUAUGCAUUUCCGGACUGGGAUCUUGACUCGGUGUACAGGUGUUUUGCUCUAUGAGUUCCACUACUGUUCUAAUCUUAACAUGAAUCAGUUUCUUCUAAGGAUGAUUCAAGCUGAAAAACUUGAUUUCACUGCCUUUACAAGUAUUUUUUUGGUUUUCUUAUUGUGUGGAACCAAGAGUCUCUUUUGGGUUUUCUUGUUCUGUGUUGAUGGGUUCACCAAACCCAAAUCUGGAGAUUGGGAUGAUAGGUAGUUUUUUUUUUUUAUUAUUGAAUAAUUUUUACGGAUUAUUUGGAGAAAUUUUGUAUGAAAUCUUUAAUUUGUUGAAAUAUCUUGCAAUGUUGUUGUUAGUGCUCAAUUUGGCUUUGAUCUUGUUGGCCAAUUGAGACUUGUAGAGUGUUGAGUUCUUACGAUGAUUUUGAUGAUAACAAAACUAUUGCAAAAACGUCUAAUGAAUCUUGUGCUAGUCC